Molecule: messenger RNA, 1159 nt
Organism: Colias croceus (clouded yellow)
Lineage: Eukaryota; Metazoa; Arthropoda; Insecta; Lepidoptera; Pieridae
Product: lysophosphatidylserine lipase ABHD12-like
Exons: 10
Coding region: 47-1147 (366 amino acids)
Biological process (GO): phosphatidylserine catabolic process; monoacylglycerol catabolic process
Cellular component (GO): endoplasmic reticulum membrane
Molecular function (GO): monoacylglycerol lipase activity; phosphatidylcholine lysophospholipase A1 activity
Source: RefSeq, a predicted model, not a curated record
UAGAAAACAUGUACAUAACUUAUUAAAAAUAAAUCAAGAAAUCGCAAUGGUUUUUGGGGCACUCCUCUUGACCGGCGCGUCCCUCACCGCUAGCGUGUUGGUGAUGCAAGUAGCUGUAUUACCGCUCAUGUUUAGAUACAGCAAGACUGUACAACGGAAAAUGGUGUUUUCUAAUUGCAUAAAUUACCCUAAAAACUUGGACUUCGACAAUCCGGCAAGUUGCAAUAUAAUGGGCGGUAGAAACUUUAGCAUCGAAUUUGAAUCAAAAGUCGAUAAUUGUCCGAUUAAAAUAGGAAUUUGGCACCUAGUACCAUGUACGGUGUUACGAGAAUUGCUCAGCACAACCAGCGAGUCGACUCUCUGUGACCGACUCCAUCGCGAAUUGCAAAACACAAGAAAUACUAUCGUACUUUAUUGUCAUGGAAAUUCAAACCACAGAGGGUCACCGCAUCGCCUACAAAUGUAUAAAGUGUUCCAAGAUCUGAACUAUCACGUCAUCACGUUCGAUUAUCGAGGUUACGGUGAUUCAACUCACAUCCGCCCAACAGAGAGAGGUGUGGUGGAAGAUGCUCUGAAAGUCUACGCGUGGCUCAUGGACGUCGUGGAUAAAGAGAAACGACCCAUGGUUGUUCUUUGGGGACACUCGCUGGGUACAGCAAUAGCGUCCAAUUUGGUGGCCAACAUCGAAGAGCUCUGCCGCAGUAACGACUACAAGUGUCUGCCAGCUCCAGAUGCGCUGGUCCUUGAGGCGCCUUUCAAUAAUCUGCUAGAAGAGAUUGAGAAACAUCCGUUUUCAAAGCUAGUAUCCUGGCUGCCAUACUACAAGCGCUCCUUCAUAAAGCCGUUCAGCAGCUCCGACGAGUUCUCGUUCACGACUGAUGAGUACUUGGCGAAGGUCCCUGGUCUUCCGGUCCUGAUGCUGCAUUCGAAGGGCGACAGGAUCGUGCCGUAUGAGCUUGCUGUUAAGCUGCACGAUUGUGUUGCGCGUUCUCGUGCGAACGGUGGGGCCCCGGUGCAGUUUCACGUAUUUGAUAGAGGCCACAAUGAUCUGUGUGAGGCCCCGGACUUGCCAGUGGUUGUAAGGGAUUUUCUACAGGUAGUAAAGGAGAGAGAAUGUGUAAAGAAACGUGGAAUAAAUAAAAUUUGAUUUUAACAUAAC